UGUUGUUAUUGUUUGACGUACAUACUUGUAGUAAACUGAGAAAAGACAGACUGUAGUACUUUAUCAACCAAUAUACGAUAACUGUAUUUCGUUCUAAAGUUGAGAAGACAGACAUGUUUUCUUUUAUUUGUUUGUUAUUUGCAUUUACAACAUCCUGUCUCGCUAAAUCUACCCCGCCUACAUUAAAGCACGUAUGUGUUCGUGAUGGGAAGACUUACCAAAUAGGAGAGAGAUUUCGGCCGACUCCUUGUGAACAUUGUUUUUGCAGUGCUGAUGGUCAUCAUAUGUGUGCUAUUGUCGAUUGCUUCUUCACACCAUGUGUUGACGCCGUACAUGAUCCUAAAAAAUGCUGCCCUCAGUGUCCUAACGGCGAGAACUGUAAACACUCGGACGGAACCAUUAUAAAGAAGGGAGAAGUAUAUAAUCCAAAUCCAUAUACAAGCUGCAUGUGUCCACCUUCGUUUGAUUUUGGAUCAACACUUGCAUAUGUGCAGUGAAACCAACUGCUGCUCCAACUACUGUUGGGCGUGAACCAACUCCAGCUGCCCCCUCUCACGGCUAAUGAUUUAGAAAAUAGAUUUACUGUUGUUUUAGCUUUGCUUUUCAUCUUUUCCAUGGAAUCAUGGUGUUUAUAAUGAAAGUUGCAUUAAAUAAUUUUGAUUCACAAUAAA
Ruditapes philippinarum (Manila clam) is the source of this 671-nucleotide messenger RNA. Its product is annotated as von Willebrand factor C domain-containing protein 2-like. The transcript has 3 exons. Gene Ontology annotation, molecular function: protein binding. Gene Ontology annotation, cellular component: AMPA glutamate receptor complex. Bases 114 to 497 code for a protein of 127 amino acids. Gene Ontology annotation, biological process: negative regulation of BMP signaling pathway. The record is from RefSeq and is a predicted model, not a curated record. NCBI's taxonomy places the organism in Eukaryota, Metazoa, Mollusca, Bivalvia, Venerida, Veneridae.